Molecule: messenger RNA, 930 nt
Organism: Lactuca sativa (garden lettuce)
Lineage: Eukaryota; Viridiplantae; Streptophyta; Magnoliopsida; Asterales; Asteraceae
Source: RefSeq, a predicted model, not a curated record
AUGCAUCUAAAAUACUUGGAUUUGGGUGAUAACGAUUUCGGAGGAAGUCGAAUCCCUGACUUCAUUGGAUCCUUGAAACACUUAACCUACCUCAGUCUCUCAAAUGCUCGUUUUCAAGGUAUUAUUCCUGAUCACAUUGGAAAUCUUUCUAAUUUAAAGGUUCUUGAUCUCAGUUUAAACUCUAAGUUGGUAGUAGAAGAUGUGUCAUGGACUUUUGGCCUUUCGUCACUCGAGCAUCUUGACUUGAGUUCAUUGAAUCUUGUUGGAGCACGGAACUUAGACAUGGUGCUUCACAUGAUUAUUCCUUCUUUAAAAAAGUUAAGUUUGUCAUGUUGUGGACUCUCGAAUGCUGAUUUUCAAAAUUCGAGUAGAAUAGUUUCCAACAUUGAACACUUGGAUCUUGGGUUCAAUUCUUUCAAAGGUCCACUCCCUGGUUUUUUAAAAAACAUGACAUCCCUAAUUACAUUCCUGGAUCUUUCAGACUUUGAUGUUAGUUUAGCAUGGAACUUUGCAAACUUGCUAAACAUGAUCCUUUCUUUACGGGAGCUACAUUUGUCAAGUUGUGGGCUCCACAACACGUUUCUGUCUUCCAUUCAUCUUAAUUUCAGUACACUGUCUAACAUCCAACACCUAGAUCUUGGCGAUAAUUCAAUUGAAGGGAUGUUUCCUUCUCUUUUCACAAACAUGAGUUCCUUAAAAGUCCUUGACCUUUCAAGAAACAGCCUCAGUUCAUGGGUUCCAGUGAUGCCUAACCUUCUAGAGCUCGAUCUUUCUUUUAAUGAGUUUAAGCAGAUUGAGCAUGUUGGCAUCUGGAGACAUUGUCAACUGAAACAAUUGAAUGCGACAAGCAAUAGCUUUGAUAAAGAAAUUAUCGACUCACCAAAAAACAAAUCUGAAUGCUCUGGAUAUGCUUUGGAGAUAUUGGAUUGA